AUGCUGCUUGCGAAUCGGUUUGGCCGGGCCACGAUUAUCGCUGGGGGCACCCUUCUGAUAUCGUUGCUCUUGGUGAUACUGGCACAGAGCGCCGACCUGAGAUCACAUCUCCCUAGCUCCACGUCAAUAUGGCCGGCUAAGGAGUGCUCUGCGUCGUCUUUGGGCGAGAGCAGGAGAAACAUUUCUUAUGAUCUAACGACGCCGCCUUCGGUCGGAUGUGAGGAUAUUGUCAAUGAUCUCCAACAACGACUCAUCCAAUCAUAUACGCAGAGUCUAAAGGGUGUUCGAUAUGCAAACAUCUGGGGCUAUCUGGAAACAGAGAACAAGGGCGAUGCCGCCAUUUGGUCCGCCCAGCAGAUUCUCAUGAGCAUGCUCGGUAUUGAGAUGAUGGAGGCAUGUCGGUUCGUUGAUCGAGACUGCGACAUCGGAAAAUUUCGCAAAGUCCUUGAAGAGCACCGCCCUCAUUCGGCCAUCAUCAUGGCAGGUGGCGGCAACUUCAACGACUACUACUGGGAGGACCAGCCUUCGCGUAUGAAGAUGAUUGAGACCUUUACCAACGUUUCUAUCCGAGCGUUCCCCCAGAGCGUUUACAUGACGAACCCGGAGCGUAUCAAGGCGACCGAAGAGGCUUUUGGGAAACACAAGGAUCUGCAGCUUGCCGCACGCGAUCAGCCCAGCUACGACUGGCUCGACAAGACGUUUGGCAAGAAGGAGGGAAUCGACAGCCAUCUCGUGCCAGACAUUGCAUUCAUGUGGGGGAACCGAUCCGACUUCCGAGUCAAUGGGAAAAAGACACACGAUAUUCUCAUCCUCGCUCGAAAAGAUGCGGAGAUUUCCGACGGUGACUCGUCCGAUAUCGAGUUUGGCGAAGGCGAAAUGGACCUCGGCGGCAGCAUCGGCAAGGUCACCUACCAGAAAGUCGACUGGAAAUUCACCCACACGCCGGACAUCGACCCGCCAAAGGCCCGUGAUGAAGCCAACGGCACACCGGCACCCAAGCGAGAGAAUGGCAAAAACCAGCGUGCCUGGGCCAAGGCCAUUGCUGGAUUCGAACUGCUGGGAUCUGCUCGCUUCGUCAUCACCGACCGUCUUCACGGCCACAUUCUGUCCACACUUAUCGGAGUCCCCCAUGUUCUCAUGGACAGCAAGCUGGGCAAGAACCUCAACUUCCACAACACUUGGACACGCGACUGCGAAUGCACAAGGAUUGCCUUUUCCAUCCAAGAGGCACUAGACGUCGCACGCUUGUAUUUCGAGAAGGAGAAGAUUGAACAGCAUUAG
Molecule: messenger RNA, 1281 nt
Organism: Trichoderma aggressivum f. europaeum
Lineage: Eukaryota; Fungi; Ascomycota; Sordariomycetes; Hypocreales; Hypocreaceae
Exons: 3
Coding region: 1-1281 (426 amino acids)
Source: RefSeq, a predicted model, not a curated record